UCGCAACGACUAGCGCGUCUACCCCUGUUUAUGCUGUUUCAUCCUGUAGGGAGUCAUCGUUCCUAUUAUUCUGUUCUUACAUGUCUACCCAACUAUGUUCUGGCUGGCUAUGUCCUCGGGAUCAUGUUCUGUUCAGCUAGCGUCAACGACUCGCCAGCGACUCGGAAAUAGAUAUGAUCCAAAAAUAAUGCUCCGAUGUCACCUUGGUAAAGCACACCGGCGAUCCUGCCCUGCCUAUCAUCAUCGAGGUUUGCAUACCAGGAUCCCUCUCAUCGAUGUAUCAAGUUUUCCUUUGUAUUUUAUUGGCUGGCCCCCUCUGUACUCUGGCACCAUCGAUCACCUAUGCUCAUGACACACAAAUGGGGGGUCGUUGCUGGUUUCGGUGCCAUCAGCGCGCUGUACGGUGAUGCAGAGUCUACAUGCUGGGAUUUACGCGUACACUGAAACGUCGGUGGCAUGUAGGACGACAAUAGCCGACUUGUAGCAUACCCAAGAUGGAAUAUAGAACAA
Molecule: messenger RNA, 510 nt
Organism: Desarmillaria tabescens
Lineage: Eukaryota; Fungi; Basidiomycota; Agaricomycetes; Agaricales; Physalacriaceae
Exons: 2
Coding region: 95-352 (85 amino acids)
Source: RefSeq, a predicted model, not a curated record